CCCGCCUCCGCUCCCUGGGGCCGCUGGCGUGUGCCGAGCCGCUGGGGCCGGGGGAGCGGGGCCGGGGCUGGGGCUGGGCCCGGCCCGUUGUUAUGGAGCCGGGGGAAACAGGAGUAAACACGGCCGGGGCGCCGCGGGCCGCCCGCCCGCCUUGGCCGGCGCUCAGCGGGGAGCGGCUUGGCCGGCCCCGAGCAUCCCCGGGCGGCGCGGCGGGCUCCGGCGGUACGGACCGGCCCGGGCGCUGCCCGCGGGGCACCGCGCUGCCGCCGCCCGAAGGCACGUUGGGGGCUCCCGCCGCGCCCCCCCCCCUCCCCCCGCGCCCCCGCUCUCUCUCGCCGCAGCCCGAGGCGGAGGGGAAGGAGCUCCCGGGAUGAGCUCAUUAUGUCGCCCCGGGGCUUGGGCCGGGUCCCGGGGCUGAUUUAUGCCGCUGAGCCGCUCUCCAGGCGGGCUGGCUCCGCUCGCUGCUUUCCCGCACGGAGAGCGCCGCCCGGCCCGGGGGCUCCGCCUGCCCGGGGAAGCACCACCCGGCCCGGGGACCGGCAUCCCGCCGUGCGGCACCCCUGGCAAAAGCAGCCCCCGCGCCCUCGGCUGCCGGCGGCGGUCCCCGGCUCUCCCGGGCUGGGAUGCUCCGGCGCUGCUGGGGCGGCUCUGGCUCGCAAGAAGGCGGCCCCAGACUGCCUGACCUCCCGGUGAACCGGCGCCUGCCACACUCAAUUUCUGUGAGCGGGAGCUGCGCCAGGGGCGGGCAGCGCCAGGGCGGCCGGUGGGUCGUCCGUAGCCCCGGGCCCGGUGCGCCGCGCCCCGCUCCUCUCCGCCGGCGGGGCUGCGGCCGGGCCGCCGCGGCGGAGCGCCCGCCGGGGUCCCCGGGAUGCGCGCCCGUGAUUGACGGCUCUUUGUUUCCUCCUCGCCGGCGGCGCCGGCCCCUCCCCGCUCGCGCCACCCCGCCCCGCCGCUCUCCGCUCCGCACCGGCGGCACCGGCGGCAUGGGGGCACCGGCGGCCGCGGGGGGCCCGGCGCUCGGCGCGCUCCUGGCGCUGCUCCUGCUGGGCGCCGCCGGCGCGGCUCGCCACGGGCUGCAAGUCAUCGACCUGCUGAUGGUGAGCGAGGCCCGGCAGAUGGCCAGCAUAACGCACAAGAUCCGGAUGGAGCUCCUGACGGUUAAUGACGUUUACCUCCUCUCCACCUUCCGCCUGCCCCCCAAGCAGGGGGGGACCCUCUUCGGCCUCUACUCCAAGAAGGACAACACGAGGUGGCUGGAGGUCUCUGUGGUGGGGAAAAUCAACAAAGUCCUGGUGCGUUACCUGCGGGAAGACAACAAGCUGCACUCGGUCAACCUGCAGCACGCGCACGUGGCGGACGGGCAGAGCCACACUAUCAUCGUGCGCCUGAGUGGGCUGCGCGGGGACAUGCUGAGCGUGGAGCUCUACGUCGACUGCAAGCAGAUGGACUCCAGCGUGGGGCUGCCCGAGCUGUCGGAGAUCCCCCUGGCAGAGGUGGAGUCCAUCGAGGUGCGCACGGGGCAGAAGGCCUACCAGAGGAUGCAGGGGUUCGUGGAGUCGAUGAAGCUCAUCCUGGGAGGGUCCAUGAGCCGCGUCGGGGCCCUGAGCGAGUGCCCUUUCCAAGGAGAUGAGUCCAUUCACAGCGCAGUGACAAGCGUGCUGGCCUCCAUCCUAGGCGAGCAGACCAAGGCACUGGUCACGCAGCUGACUCUCUUCAACCGGAUCCUGACUGAGCUGCGGGAAGACAUUAGGGACCAGGUGAAGGAGAUGUCUCUGAUCCGCAACACCAUCAUGGAGUGCCAGGUCUGCGGUGAGUGCUGGCAAGGCUCUGCUCCCAUUUCAGGGGGCAAAGGGCCACCCCAUCUCACCCCCUGCCCGGCCCUCCUCUUCUCAGGCUUCCAUGAGCACCGGUCCCGCUGCAACCCCAACCCCUGUUUCAGCGGCGUGGACUGCAUGGAGACGUAUGAGUACCCUGGGUACCGCUGCGGGCCCUGCCCACCGGGGCUGGAGGGUAACGGCACGCACUGCGCUGACAUCAAUGAGUGUGCUCAUGCCAACCCCUGCUUCCCUGGCUCCAAGUGCAUCAACACGGCCCCUGGCUUCCGCUGCGAGCCCUGUCCCCGCGGCUACCGGGGCAACACCGUCUCUGGCGUGGGGGUGGACUAUGCGAGGGCCAGCAAGCAGGUUUGCACAGAUAUCGACGAAUGCAACGAUGGGAACAACGGGGGCUGCGACCCCAACUCCAUCUGCACCAACACGCUGGGCUCCUACAAAUGUGGUCCCUGCAAGUCAGGGUUUGUGGGGAAUCAAACGUCUGGCUGCGUCCCACAGAAGUCCUGCAGCACUCCCACCUCCAACCCCUGCGACAUCAACGGCUUCUGCGUGUUCGAGAGGAACGGUGAAAUUUCCUGUGCGUGCAACGUGGGCUGGGCUGGCAACGGCAACGUGUGUGGGCAAGACACAGACCUCGAUGGCUACCCGGAUGAGCCCCUGCCCUGCAUCGACAAUAACAAGCACUGCAAGCAGGACAACUGCCGCCUGACACCGAAUUCGGGGCAGGAGGAUGCCGACAAUGAUGGCAUCGGGGACCAGUGUGAUGAUGACGCUGACGGCGAUGGGAUCAAGAACGUGGAGGACAACUGCCGGCUCUUCCCCAACAAGGACCAGCAGAACUCAGACACCGACUCCUUCGGGGACGCCUGCGAUAACUGCCCGAAUGUGCCCAAUAACGACCAGCGGGACACGGACAGCAACGGCGAGGGUGACGCAUGUGAUAAUGACAUCGAUGGGGACGGGAUUCCCAACAUGCUGGAUAACUGCCCCAAAGUGCCCAACCCUCUGCAGACGGACCGGGACGAGGACGGCGUCGGGGACGCAUGUGACAGUUGCCCUGAAAUGAGCAACCCCACUCAGACAGAUAUGGACAGCGACCUGGUAGGAGACAUCUGUGACACCAAUGAGGACAGCGAUGGGGAUGGGCAUCAGGACACCAAGGACAACUGCGCCGAGAUCCCAAACAGCUCCCAGCUGGACUCAGACAACGACGGGCUGGGGGAUGACUGUGACAAUGACGAUGACAACGAUGGCAUCCCUGACUACACGGCACCAGGCCCAGACAACUGCCGCCUCAUCCCCAACCCCAACCAGAAGGACUCGGACGGGAACGGCGUGGGUGACGUGUGUGAGGAGGACUUUGACAACGACACGGUGGUGGACCAGCUGGACGUGUGCCCCGAGAGUGCCGAGGUGACGCUGACGGACUUCCGCGCCUACCAGACUGUCAUCCUCGACCCCGAGGGGGACGCCCAGAUCGAUCCCAACUGGGUUGUCCUCAACCAGGGCAUGGAGAUCGUGCAGACCAUGAACAGUGACCCGGGCUUGGCUGUUGGCUACACGGCCUUCAACGGGGUGGACUUCGAGGGCACCUUCCACGUCAACACCGUCACUGAUGAUGAUUACGCCGGCUUCAUCUUCAGCUACCAGGACAGCGCCAGCUUCUACGUGGUGAUGUGGAAGCAAACAGAGCAGACGUACUGGCAGGCCACCCCCUUCCGUGCCGUGGCUGAGCCGGGACUGCAGCUCAAGGCAGUGAAGUCCUCGACGGGCCCUGGGGAGCACCUGCGCAAUGCGCUGUGGCACACGGGCCACACGCCCGACCACGUCCGCCUGCUCUGGAAGGACCCACGCAACGUGGGCUGGCGGGACAAGACGUCCUACCGCUGGCAGCUGGCGCACAGGCCCCAGGUGGGCUACAUCAGGGUGCGGCUGUACGAGGGCCCGCGGCUGGUGGCUGACUCCGGGGUGAUCAUUGACACCACCAUGCGUGGGGGGCGGCUGGGGGUCUUCUGCUUCUCCCAGGAGAACAUCAUCUGGUCCAACCUGCAGUACCGCUGCAACGACACGAUCCCCGCCGACUUCGAGCCCUUCCGCCGGUUCCUGCUGGAGGGACGCGAGUGAGCGGCCGCGCCCGGCCCGGGCCCACCCACCCCACCCCCCCGCCAGCGGCACCCAGGGGCGCUCCGGGCCCCGCAGCCCCUCCCGGCCGGGCCCCGCUCCCGGCCCCCCCCCCCCCCCCGCGGACUUUGCACUGCCGGUAGCGGCGCGUGCGGCCGGCAGCGGGGGCGAGCGGGGCUCCGUGGGUGCCGGGGCUGCUCGUCCCCGCCCUGCCCCGGGCGCUGCCUGCUGCUGUGGUCCCUGCCCGAAGUCUGGCCAUAAAGU
Grus americana (Whooping crane) is the source of this 4217-nucleotide messenger RNA. It is a transcript of the gene THBS3, whose product is annotated as thrombospondin 3. The coding region runs from base 624 to 3956 and encodes 1110 amino acids. Gene Ontology annotation, molecular function: heparin binding; calcium ion binding. Gene Ontology annotation, cellular component: extracellular region. The transcript has 22 exons. The record is from RefSeq and is a predicted model, not a curated record. Gene Ontology annotation, biological process: cell adhesion. NCBI's taxonomy places the organism in Eukaryota, Metazoa, Chordata, Aves, Gruiformes, Gruidae.